AUGAACAACGACCUCGAUCUGCAGAGCAUCCUUGGUGAACCACGUAACUCGCCCAAGUUGAAGGCCCUAAUUCAACAGCUUGGUUCACUUGCUACUCCACCUGUCACUUCACCUGCUCCUGAUUCCAAAACCUACGCUGGUACCACCUACGAUAAUUACUAUGACAUCGGGAUCAGCCUUAUGUUCACCCAUCCGACAAAGGGCUCGAAUAUCGACGAAUAUGUAUGCGACUCGAUCGAUGUGAUGAAUGUCCCAGAUGCAGAGGUUGGAAAUGCCCGAGCAGCGAAAACAUCUUCUCGGUACCGCCCGUUUCCCGGUCUACCACUCCCGCUCUCAAAGCGGGACCCUUCUGUUGCGGCAGAUAGUACAUCUCGUACGAAAUCUUUCACCCUCAAACCCACCUCUGUAGGCGCCGAAUUUGUCCAGUACUUUGGGGAGCCUGGGCGAAAAGGAGGAGGAACGGGGUCCGCGGGACCUGGCAUAUGGUGCGACUGGCCGGGACAAGGCCUCAUGGUGGAAUUUGGCGGCGACGAGGCGCGUGGUCCGAGUGCGUGGGAAACGGGAGCCAAAGCCGUAUGGAGCGUGGUAACACUCUUCCGUCCGACUUGA
Molecule: messenger RNA, 609 nt
Organism: Rhizoctonia solani
Lineage: Eukaryota; Fungi; Basidiomycota; Agaricomycetes; Cantharellales; Ceratobasidiaceae
Exons: 1
Coding region: 1-609 (202 amino acids)
Source: RefSeq, a predicted model, not a curated record